Molecule: messenger RNA, 1812 nt
Organism: Colletotrichum fioriniae
Lineage: Eukaryota; Fungi; Ascomycota; Sordariomycetes; Glomerellales; Glomerellaceae
Source: RefSeq, a predicted model, not a curated record
AUGGCGGGCUCCAAGACUAUCAGAAUCGUCGAGGUUGGGCCUCGUGACGGCCUACAAAAUGUCAAGACCGUGGUGGAUACUUCGACGAAGCUGGAACUCAUCCAAAGACUAAAGGGUGCAGGACUCCAGAAUAUUGAAAUCACGUCUGUCGUUUCAUCAAAGGUCAUACCACAACUUGCAGAUUGCCGCAAAAUACUUUCCGCCCCUAAUGUGAAGAGGUGGCAACAAACCGAUACCACACUGCGUCUGCCAGUUUUAGUUCCGAAUACCAAAGGGUUACACAUCGCCCUCGAACAUGGUGUUAGAGAAGUGGCUGUCUUCGUCAGUGCGACAGAAGGCUUCAGUCGAGCAAACAUCAACUGCACUGUCGAUGAGAGCUUGGAGCGUGCCAAGCAGGUGGCUACCGAGGCUAGCACAGCCGGUGUGCUUGUGAGGGGAUACGUUUCUUGCAUCUUUGCCGACCCUUUCGACGGUUCUACUCCUUUACCUGCAGUCUCCCGCGCAGUGCGAAGCUUACUCGAUAUGGGUUGCUACGAAGUUAGCCUUGGUGAUACUUUAGGUGUCGGAACACCAUCAGACGUCCGACGGCUACUUGAGUACCUUAAGAGUCAGAACAUACAUACCGAGAAAUUAGCUGGCCACUUCCACGAUACCUACGGGCAAGCUCUAGCCAAUGUAUGGACGGCAUAUGAAUGCGGUCUGCGAACCUUUGAUAGCAGCGUUGGCGGCCUAGGUGGUUGCCCUUUUGCACCAGGUGCCAAGGGAAAUGUGGCUACGGAAGAUGUUGUAUAUCUGUUUCAGCAAGCUGGGGUCGAUACUGGUGUAGACCUCCAGCAAGUAGUUGACAUAGGAGUUUGGAUUUCCAAUGCCCUAGCAAAACCCAACGAUAGCCGGGCUGGAGCCGCUCUCGCCAGCAAAUCCAAAAGGUCAUCGACGGGAUCAUCAUCCAAGUUUACCAGCCGGCCAAAGGAAGCUUGGGAGUGGUCGGUCUUGGAACAGUCUGACAACAUUGUCGCUCAGCGGGCUGGGGCGAACGGUAAUAUCGUUCUCAACAAGCCCCGAAACGGAAAUACUCUGACUUUUCCGAUGAUAUCCGAGAUCAUCCGCACAUUCAAGUCCUUCGAGAACGACCCCUCCAUAUCUCGUAUUCUUAUCAGCGCAAAUGGCAAAUUCUUUUGCACCGGGAUGGACCUGAGCCAAGCUGCACAGGCAGUUGGCCGAGGCGGUGACGCAAGUGCGAAACUAUUCCAGGCAUUGACAGACUUAUUCGAACUCAUCGACAAUUCUCCAAAGGUCACGAUUGCUUGCAUACAAGGAUCUGCUUUCGGCGGUGGGAUCGGAUUAGCAUUCGCUUGCGACAUCAGGAUCUCCAUCAGCUCGGCAACCUUCACAUUGUCUGAGGCCAAGCUUGGCAUGUGUCCUGCCGUAAUUUCGAAAUACGUCAUCAGAGAAUGGGGAUUUGGACUCUCGAGAGAAGCCAUGCUCACAGCACGGUCUCUGACAGCUUCCGAACUGAAGUCUGCUGGCGCCAUCUCGAUGGUUGCUGAGGCGCCCUCAGAACUGGACAUCAUAACGAAAACCCUCCUCGCGCAACUUCGACACUCGUCGCCCGGGGGUUCAAGCAUGUCGAAAGAAUUAGUCAAGUUAAGUUGGAGACACGCGGGAAUGCCAGAGCAGCGAGACGGGAUUUCCAGGCUUUUCAAGUCAAUGAUGGAGCCUGGCUCUGAUGCUGUCCAUGGCAUAGCAGAAUUCCAGCAGAAGCGUAAGGUCGACUGGGAUUCCUUGAAUCAGGUUCCACGGGCGAAGAUCUAG